Molecule: messenger RNA, 477 nt
Organism: Ilex paraguariensis (yerba mate)
Lineage: Eukaryota; Viridiplantae; Streptophyta; Magnoliopsida; Aquifoliales; Aquifoliaceae
Source: the annotation of a GenBank genome assembly
AUGACGAACGAGAGAGGUUCUACGGUAUUCCCGGCGAAAACAAGUCUCCGCCGGCCAAAAUUCGGUACCCUCUUGUCCUCCGAUCCUAACCUUUCAAUUGUUCGAGACGAAAACACCUACUCUCGCCGUGACAGUUCCGCUUCCGUCUCCGAUCCUAGCCCUCCGUUCUCCGAUAUGUCUAAUCCCAAUAGCGCCAAUGCUUCUCCUUCUCCAUAUUUCAUGUCACCAUGGAACAACAGCCACUCGCCUUAUGUAAAAUCUCCAUGGACACAAGCCUCUUCGAUGGACUCGUAUUCGUAUAAUGAUGAUAAACUUGGAUCAGACAGCAAGAACAUAAGGGUGUGGAAGAACUUGAAGGAUUUUUCCGGGUUUAAAUCCAGAAGUGGAUUAGUCAAAGCCAUCGUCACUCCGGCGACAAAAUUUCACCGGCCAUCAGGACGGAAAAAUUCGAAUUUGGAAACUUCCGGCGAAGAAUAA